Lactuca virosa is the source of this 309-nucleotide messenger RNA. The record is from the annotation of a GenBank genome assembly. Lineage: Eukaryota; Viridiplantae; Streptophyta; Magnoliopsida; Asterales; Asteraceae.
AUGUCUUCUUCAAACUUCUUAUUUUUCUCUCUUGUUCUACUAAUCAUUACAGUACUCUCGCCUGUUCCAAAUUUUGCUUCUGCUUCUGUGGAGGAAGGCAAUGCUCUUCUUAAAUGGAAAGAAACCCUUCAAAUCCAAACAACUCCUUACUCUCUUCAUGGAUUCCCCCUCCCUAUGAAUUCCACUGCAUCGAUCCCAUGUACUUCUUGGUUGGGAGUAGUUUGCAAUGUUGAUGAGAGCAUUCAGAAGUUGAAUCUCACGUCUUCAAGAAAUUUCAUUCUUUUUGCUACAAAAUCUUACACAUUUUGA